Fusarium mangiferae is the source of this 966-nucleotide messenger RNA. RefSeq lists its product as uncharacterized. NCBI's taxonomy places the organism in Eukaryota, Fungi, Ascomycota, Sordariomycetes, Hypocreales, Nectriaceae. The transcript is spliced from 5 exons. Bases 1 to 966 code for a protein of 321 amino acids. The record is from RefSeq and is a predicted model, not a curated record. Gene Ontology annotation, cellular component: membrane.
AUGGCAGGACAGCAGCCCCCCCGCAUUCACAAUGAGAUUUACCCAUUCCUUCACCCAUCAAAGUUCAAAAACUCUCUAAAGGGACAGAUUGCUGUUAUUACUGGUGCUCUUGGUACCAUUGCCGGUGCUACCGCAGAAUGCUUUGCUACUGCCGACGCCCGUCUCUUCCUAUCCGAUAUUCAGCCCUCACUGCCAGAUUCUACCAAGGAUUAUCUUUUGCAUCUUGGUGCUGAUGCAGUGCAUUAUUCUCGCUGCGACGUUGGCAACCCCAAUGAGUGCGAGGAACUGGUGAAACAAGCUGUUUCCACCGUAGGCGAUAUUGAUGUACUCAUCAAUGGUGCUGGAGUUGUUGGUGUCCGCGUGUUCCAUAAGCAGGAUCCAUCUCUUUUCUUACGAGACAUGGCCAUUAAUUUCAAUGGUCCACUAGUGCUGAUGCGUUUGGUCUUACCGAGCUUCAUUGAGAGACGCCGAGGGUGCGUGAUCAAUAUCGCUUCCAAAGCUGCCACCGUGGACUUUCCGUUCAACAUUAGUUACUGUACCAGCAAGGCGGCUUUGGUCAAAUUAACAAGCGUCCUACAGGCCGAAGUAGAUGAAGUUGUACCAUCAUCUGACAUCAGUUUAUACGCGAUCCACCCUGGCGCGGUGCGUUCAGGCAUGAAGACAGCAGAUGGCCACCAUGAUGCCGCACUUGCAGAGUUCCCUCAAGUCUUUUCCCGCUUUGAAGAGUGGAUGAAACGAUUCAUCGGCUCGCCGCACUUGGCUGGCAUGUCAUGUGUAGCUCUCGCAACGGGCAUUGCGAAGGAUGUGCUGAGGGGCAGAUACUACGAUGUCGAGCAGGAUCUGGAGGAUAUCAUUGCCCAGGCAUCGUUGUUAAAGGCGGAUCCGCUGCUUCACACUCUGCAUAUCAGUAUGCUCGGGUCAUUGGAACGGGAGCGGGACAUCACACCUGAUUAUUUUCUAUCCUAG